This is a messenger RNA of Paracoccidioides brasiliensis Pb18, 2223 nucleotides long. RefSeq names its product Golgi transport complex subunit COG6. Gene Ontology annotation, biological process: intra-Golgi vesicle-mediated transport. The coding region runs from base 1 to 2223 and encodes 740 amino acids. The transcript has 2 exons. Gene Ontology annotation, cellular component: COG complex. The record is from RefSeq and is a predicted model, not a curated record.
AUGUCGAACUAUUUAUCCAAGUCCUCAGGGACAACAAAUCCCGGAUCUAACGGUGGGCUGGAGUCUCCGUUAUCCCCAACCGAUGCUAUUAUUCCCCGUUCUACGGCACUCUCCAACAAGCUCAAUAGUGUCCUUUCGACAUCAUAUGCGGACUCGGACAUACGAGACGCCUUAGAAAUUUUAGAUGACAGGGGGGUUAAGAAUACGCCGGAGAUGAGAAGGCAGUUAAGACUUGAAGUGCAAAAGGAAGUUAUUGACAGCAAUGGCAAAAUCGUACAGGAUUUCGGCAAGGUUGCAGAGCAACUGACGCGAAUUGGGACGGUAAUCUCCAGUCUCAAUAACGUGUGUGACGAGAUGCGCAGGCACAUCGCACUGGCAACGCAGGAGACGGCCCCAGUGCUCGAGGAAGCAGCCACGUUGAUGAACCAGCGACAAGAGGUCGAAACCAAGCAUAAGUUGCUUGAAGCAUUCAGCAAGCAUUUUACUAUGUCUGAGGAUGAACUUAUAUCCCUUACCUCGUCUGCAGAACCGGUUGAUGAUAGGUUUUACAAUGCUCUCGCACGCAUGAAACAGAUACACAAGGAUUGCGAAGUGUUACUGGGAAGUGACAACCAGCACCUGGGGCUAGAAAUAUUGGAACAAAGCUCGAAAAAAUUGAAUUCGGCAUUUCAGAAACUCUACAAGUGGAUACAGAAGGAGUUCAAGUCCUUGAACCUAGAGGAUCCCCAAAUCAGUAGUUCGAUAAGGCGUGCGCUCCGAGUACUGGCGGAAAGACCUAGCCUCUUUCACAGCUGCCUCAAUUUCUUUGCUGAGGCGAGAGAGUUUAUCCUUUCGGAUUCUUUUCAUAUUGCGCUUACAGAUGUUGGCCCCGGCCAGGAUGGUGACAGGGCAGCCAAACCAAUUGAGUUUUCUGCACAUGACCCUUUGCGCUACGUUGGAGACAUGCUAGCAUGGGUACAUUCAGCUGCCGUAUCGGAAAGAGAGGCUCUGGAAGCUCUUUUCAUUGGGGAUGGCGGGGAACUUGCAAAAGGUAUUCAAGCUGGCGUAAAUAGCGAGCCGUGGUCACGCGUCGACGGGGAAGAAGUGGUGUUUGAUGGGAGGAAAGCACUGACUAACCUUGUUACCCGGGAUUUGAAUGGGGUGGCGCGUUCCUUGCGUCAGAGGGUUGAACUGGUUCUACAAGGCCAUGAGGAUCCCGUUACAUUGUACAAAAUCUUUAAUCUUCUAGGUUUCUAUGAGAACACAUUUUCGAGGCUUAUCGGGCAGGAAUCAGGCUUGGUGACAUCGAUCGCUGCGUUACAGCAAUUUUCAUUCAACCACUUCCAGGCCCUGAUGCAGGAUCAAAUAGCUGUGCUUUCAGCUGAACCUUCAAUCCUCACACCUCCCACUGACCUUAGCACCCCCCAAUUCCUCACUGACGCCCUUGAUAACCUUGCCUCUUUAAUGAAAGCUUACGACUCCUCCUUCGGACACGAACUUACAAGCAACGCAUCUGGCGAAAAUAAUUUCACACCAAUCAUCCGAGCCUCCUUAGACCCGUUUUUGGAACUGGCCAAGACAUCUUUGAGCAACCUAUCCAACACAACUUCACAGGCUAUUUUCCAAGUUAAUUGCCUCCUCUCAGUCCGGGCAGUCAUAUCACCGUAUCAGUUCGCCUGCGUCACUCAUCUACAUCCAAUCUCCAGCACUCUAUCAACCUUAAGAAAUAACCUUCUCGAAAUCCAACAUAACUUCCUCCUGGACACAUCCGGCCUACAUGUCCUUCUCACUGCGCUAAAACCAUUCACACCGCCACCACCCUCUUCCUCCCCACCCUCUCCUGGCACAGCUCCUCCGGAGAUACCGUCGCAACACCCUCCAGAUCUGGCAACCAUCCCCUCAUUGCCCGAAUUCCAACCCGCGGCCUUAUCUGCAAUUAGCCAGCAACUUGAUGAUUUCCUACCUUCAGCACUAGUCGAUGCAACCGAGAACCUGAAAGCAAUCCACAGCCCCGCACUGGUGAAGAGUGUUACGGAGGAAGCCGUGGAGUCUUUCUGUAUUGAUUUUGAGUUUGUUGAGGGUAUGAUACUGGGGGCGGAUGAGGCAAGUGGGAAAGCCGUGGUUGGGGAUGGUGAGGAUUCAAAAGGAGAAAUAGUAGAAGUUGAAGAGGCUCGGGUGGAGAACUGGAGAUUGCGCUCCUUAUUCCCCAGGACAACAGGGGAGAUUAGAGUGCUAUUAAGCUAA